Cyprinodon variegatus (sheepshead minnow) is the source of this 1052-nucleotide messenger RNA. RefSeq names its product sodium/potassium-transporting ATPase subunit beta-2-like. Lineage: Eukaryota; Metazoa; Chordata; Actinopteri; Cyprinodontiformes; Cyprinodontidae. Gene Ontology annotation, molecular function: ATPase activator activity. The transcript is spliced from 8 exons. The coding region runs from base 134 to 1021 and encodes 295 amino acids. Gene Ontology annotation, cellular component: sodium:potassium-exchanging ATPase complex. Gene Ontology annotation, biological process: sodium ion export across plasma membrane; intracellular potassium ion homeostasis; potassium ion import across plasma membrane. The record is from RefSeq and is a predicted model, not a curated record.
CGAUUGGCUGCGUGACGUCAACGCUGCAGGGUUUAACGCAGCGCCUCCGUGUCCUUCAUCAUCACCUCCAUCCUCAUCAUCCUCGGUCCGAUCGAUACUCGGCAGCAUCUUCAUCCUCUUCAUCCUCAGCGUCAUGUCGGGAUCAAAGGAGGAGCCCCGCCGCGUGUCCGGCGACUGGCGCGAGUUCUUCUGGAACGCGCGCACGCACGAGCUACUGGGACGCACGGCCACGAGCUGGGGUCUGGUCCUGCUCUUCUACCUGGUCUUCUACCUGUUCCUGGCCGGGAUGUUUGCCUUCACCAUGUACAUCAUGCUGCUCACGCUGGACGACUACAAACCCACCUGGCAGGACCGCCUGCUCACCCCAGGGAUGAUGAUCCGCCCCAAAGGGGACCAGCUGGAGAUCAGGUACUCUGUAUCGGACACUGAGAGCUGGGAGGACUUUGUCCAGAAUCUCAACACCUUCCUGUCCUGUAAGAAGCUCCUCAGACCAUCAGCUUACUGGGAGAAUUUCCAACCACUGAAUGCCGAUUGUCCCCCUGAUCAGUAUUUCAUCCAGGAGGACAGUGGAGAGGUGAGGAACAAUCCCAAGCGGUCCUGUCAGUUCAACCGGACCAUGCUGGGGGACUGCUCAGGGCUUGAGGACCGUUUCUAUGGUUACAGCAAAGGACAGCCCUGCAUCCUGAUCAAACUGAACCGGGUGAUCGGGAUGCUGCCUGGGAAGGACGGCCAGUCUCCUUAUGUCAGCUGUGGAGCCAAGAACGAGGACAGUGAGAAGAUUGGACCUCUGGCUUAUUUCCCUGAUAACGGAACCUUCAACCUGAUGUACUACCCGUACUACGGGAAGAAGGCCCAGGUGAACUACACUCAGCCUCUGGUGGCCGUGAAGUUCCUAAACGCCUCUCUGAACACUGACAUCAACGUGGAAUGUAAGGUGGUGUCCAACACCCUGCAGGCCGGCAGUGAAAGGGACAGGUUUGCAGGACGGGUUUCCUUCAAGCUGAGGAUCAACAACCAAUAAACUUAGAGAUGCACAAAGACAGAAUCCUUCA